Messenger RNA from Ceratitis capitata (Mediterranean fruit fly), 873 nucleotides. RefSeq lists its product as uncharacterized. The record is from RefSeq and is a predicted model, not a curated record. Lineage: Eukaryota; Metazoa; Arthropoda; Insecta; Diptera; Tephritidae. The transcript has 4 exons. The coding region runs from base 66 to 845 and encodes 259 amino acids.
AAAACAGUAAAUAUUACACCAUUUAUUUGACCUAAGGAAACACGCCAGAGUAAUUUUCAGCGAAAAUGUUCACCUCAAAUAAGCGAAAUAACUUUGCUACAUUAGGUGCGAAAAUACCUAAUUCGCGACAACAAUUUGUGGCCACUCUGAACGGAAGCUUUGAUACAGCAGAACGGGUGUUCAAUAAAAACUACACCAGUAGCAAAGUUCUAAAACAGACCAAAUUGAAUUAUGAUACUUUGAUCAAACGGACAAAAAUUGAAAAUGAAAACAAUAAUACAGUAGGUAUAGCAAGAAAAUACGAACAACCGGAAUACUUUCUUCUCCCACCACUACAACCAAAAAAGGUCGCACCUAUAGACAACACGAAUAGAACCAACAACGUUACAGCUAAAGAUUCACAAGACUACUUCACGGAUGAUCGGGGCACAAUCUACACCGCAAAAGAUCCUACUAACAAUCCAUUAUUACUCAAAAAAGGCAGAAAUAAAAUAACAUUAAUUGGGCAAGUUGACUUUUGCUUGAAAAUGUAUAAGCUACAUCCAACACUGGAUGCACUAUGGGACAUUUACGGUCAACUAAGGAAAGUAACCAAAGGAAAGCAACGGGGCGAAAACAUUUUACUACUGAGAAACCAUAACGGUGGCCCAGUUUUGCAAAGUAUUUACUAUGAUUUUGCCUUAAACGCAUUUGAAACUGGUAGCUACGUUCGCGCCGUUGGGCGAUUUAUAGGGGGAAACCGCUUGCACACGUUCAAAUUGCAAAAACUAUGUGAGGAAGAUUACAAGAAAUGGAUUCAACAUUUUACGAGAAUGCAAAAUGUUUCCUCUUUUGUUUUGCUAUAAAAAUGAUAAUAUACAUAUAAAUAUGCAA